UAUUUGAUCUUAAACCAAGCUCAGUUUCAGUUUCUCGUGUUAACCGAUUCAUCCAAACAUAAUAAAAACAUGAAAAAUGCGGGACAAUCCAUUACUUUCGAUUAAUUAAAGUAAAAAGAAGAUGGAGGAAAAAGGAGGAGAGAGAUGGAAGGGAGCGAUCGCAAAUAUAUCAGAGAUAUCAAAGAAUCUGAAUUCCUUAGAAAACUUACUCAUCAACAAAGCUGUUUAUCUGGAUCCAGAUUCUUUCGAAAAAGCCAAUCUCACCUCUGAUCAAGCCCGCUCUAUCAAGGUUCUUGAACAAAGGGUAGAGACUUUAGAAAGGGAGCUGGAUGCUGCCAUUUCUGCUGCAGCCCGUGCCCGUACGGAAAAACGUGAAGCUGAAGCAGGACAAAAGGCUGCAGAAUUACGAGCACAGGAAAUCACAAAGGAGUUGGAGAACACCACAAAAGUGUUUGAACUUCACAUGGAUGAAUUGCGAGCAAAACAAGACGAGAUUUCGAAACGGGAUAAUGAGAUUAAGCUUCUAGAAGCUAUAAUUCGGACACUAGGAGGAAAAGAAUGAGCUUAGCUUUAGUGUAUAAAGUCAGGUCAUUGUGUUGUGUUGCAUUCCAAUUUUAUCAAGUCCCAAACAUGUUAUAACGAUUACAUCUUUGGAUUAUGUUAUGUUUGAUUAGAUGAAUAUAAAAUUAUCAGUUGCACUAAUAA
Molecule: messenger RNA, 705 nt
Organism: Erigeron canadensis
Lineage: Eukaryota; Viridiplantae; Streptophyta; Magnoliopsida; Asterales; Asteraceae
Exons: 3
Coding region: 122-562 (146 amino acids)
Source: RefSeq, a predicted model, not a curated record